AUGUUGGCAACUCGAGUACGACAGCCUGCGGCACACUUUACCCGCCACCUCCGCCCGACCCUCGUGACAGGCCGAUCUUUGAAUGCGCCAUGGCGACGAUUGGCAAGUGGUAAAGCAAAGCAAUCACCCUCCAACUGGCUUACCACUUCCCUCGGCGUUGCAGUCGCCGGUACGGCUGGCUUCCUUGGCUAUUCAUACUUGACCGGCAACUUCAAAGACACAUGGAUCAACAGCCAGAUACCAAAGAAUGAAGUCAUUGAUAUAAACGAGCUUCGUGCGGAUUUUAUUCAAGAGAAGAGAAGUUUAAAGAGCCCUGGUGUCUACACUUGGGGAUCGAAUGAGUAUAAAGUGGUGGACCCAGGAUCGAAAGACGCCGAUGUCAAAACUCCCCGACGAUUCAAGUAUUUCAACGGCCAGUUACUUCGGGAUUUCAAAGUUGAUGAGAAGUCUGGCGCCGCAAUUACGGAGAACGGCGAUCUUGUUCAAUGGGGCAAGGGCUUUUCCGAGACAGAGUUCAAACCCAGCAAGACUCUGACAGGCAAGAACUUGACUUCACUUGCACUAUCAGAGAACCGACUUAUCGCUCUAUCUUCCGAUGGAACCAUUUAUUCUAUUCCCAUCUCCAAGUCGGAACAAAUUACUGGUCCGAAACAUCGAGAGAGCUCCUGGGUGCCGCUCUGGGGAGGACGCUCUGCUUUGAGCUAUCGUAUUCUGAAGCCAGCCUUGAAGCUUGGUGAAAAGGUCACCUCAAUCCGUGGCGGUCAAGAGCAUGUUGUCAUGCUUACAAGCUCUGGCCGUGUUUUCACAGCAGCAUCAUCAACUGAGAGCUACCCAACCCUCGGUCAACUUGGUGUGCCUGGCCUGACCUGGUCUACUAGACCUAGCGGGCCGGCGGAUGCUUGCCAUGAAGUGGAAACCCUUAAGGGUUUAAAGGUCACUCAAAUUGCCUCUGGCGACUAUCAUGCUCUGGCGCUAACGAGUGAUGGCCGCCUCUUUGCCUGGGGAGAUAACUCGUUUGGGCAAUUGGGGGUUCAAUUCGAGCCUUCGGCGCCUUUCAAAGAUACACCUUUUGUCCUUCCAGUCGAAAAAUAUUACCGAAAGGCAUUUUACUGCCCGACAGUCACUAGCGUUGCAGCCGGUGGAGCCACGACUUUUUUCACUGUUGAUUCUGAGCGGAUUCUGGGCCGCGAAGAAGACGCGGCCAAGGUCCGUGACCUAGGCAACGUGACUGCUGACACCUGGUCCUGCGGUAGAGGUAUCUGGGGUACAUUGGGAUCCGGGAAAUGGAUCCACAUCCAGGACUCACCCAACAAGGUGAAGGAUUUGAGCGGCUUGGGUGAAUACAACGAAAAAUUGAAGCAGAUAACUCCUAUUCGUCUGCGCCAUAUGUCUGUCGGCACAAACCAUGUUGCUGCAGUUUUGGACAACGAAGCAGCCCUCAACACCAAGAACGCGGAAUCCCUAGACAAGUCAAAGGAUUUCGGCUAUGAAGUUUUCUGGUGGGGAGGUAACGAGCAUUUCCAACUUGGAACUGGAAAACGAAGCAAUCAAUCUCGGCCAACCUAUAUCAAGGCACCUUCGGAGUCUGCAAAGAAGCCCGAGCCCGAAGCACGAUUGCAGAUUAUGCCCAGACACAAAGGCCCCGUUGGCAAGACCACCAAGAGUAUGGAGCAGCGGGUUGAGUGUGGCCGACAUGUUUCUGCCAUUUAUUCAGCGCUUUAA
Molecule: messenger RNA, 1722 nt
Organism: Penicillium odoratum
Lineage: Eukaryota; Fungi; Ascomycota; Eurotiomycetes; Eurotiales; Aspergillaceae
Product: RCC1 domain-containing protein
Exons: 1
Coding region: 1-1722 (573 amino acids)
Biological process (GO): mitochondrial respiratory chain complex III assembly
Cellular component (GO): mitochondrial inner membrane
Source: RefSeq, a predicted model, not a curated record